Candidozyma duobushaemuli is the source of this 849-nucleotide messenger RNA. RefSeq names its product microtubule-binding protein. The transcript has a single exon. Gene Ontology annotation, molecular function: microtubule plus-end binding. Gene Ontology annotation, cellular component: microtubule plus-end; spindle midzone; microtubule organizing center. Bases 1 to 849 code for a protein of 282 amino acids. The record is from RefSeq and is a predicted model, not a curated record. NCBI's taxonomy places the organism in Eukaryota, Fungi, Ascomycota, Pichiomycetes, Serinales, Metschnikowiaceae. Gene Ontology annotation, biological process: protein localization to microtubule plus-end; spindle assembly; regulation of microtubule polymerization or depolymerization.
AUGGUCGUUGGCGAAAGCAGAACAGAGCUUCUUAACUGGCUAAAUGCCACUCUCAAUCUCAAUUAUUCCAAGGUGGAGCAAUGUGGUACUGGAGCAGCUUACUGCCAGUUGAUGGACUCCAUAUAUGGUGGAGUUCCCAUGGGUAAGGUCAAAUUUGAUCCCAGUCUCAGCGAAUACGACUCAAGAGCAAACAUGAAGGUUCUUCAGGCCGCCUUCAACAAGCAGCGGAUUCUGAAGCAGAUCGAGGUGGAGCGUCUCAUCAAGUGCCGUCUUCAAGAUAACCUAGAGCUCCUACAAUGGUUCAAGAGGCACUGGAUGGAACACAAGGACGUCAAUGUGGUUUACGACGCCGCAUCCAGAAGAAAACUGGGCGGAGCAAGAACCCCUCUGGGACCCAAUUCCCGCAGAAGUACCAUGACUUCCAACCCACCUAGUGCUGGAUCAAGCUCCAGACCCAGCCGAAUCAGUUCAGGCAGCUAUAAUGGCUCAAGCGAUCCUCCCAUUUCUGUGCCUAAAAGACGUGUUUCCAGCCAAGGCACCGGCAGAGUCACCGAUGACCGUGUUGCUGAGCUCAUGGCGCAGUUGGACCAGGCCAAGGCAGAGGUGAGUGAAAGCAGAACCAACGUCGAGACACUAGAAACGGAGAGGAAUUUCUAUUUCAACAAGCUACGGGAAAUUGAAAUUUUGACACAGCACAUCGAUACCGCUUUUGAGAAGGACGAUGCCAGCUCGAAGGAGAUCCAGGGUAUGCCCAUCCAGGAAUUGGUGAAGCAGGUGCAAGAUAUACUAUGGCAGAAGGACAACGGGUUCGAGAGCAACGCCGAAGAGAUGGACGCGGAGUUUUUCUAA